GCGGCAGGUGCAAAAUUGCAAACAGCUCAAGGGACAGCAAGUCCCGAUUCCGGCUGUGAGUCCAAUUGGCCGACUGUCUCUGUUGACGUAAACCUCAGCGAAUCCAUUUCGCACUGCGCUCCGCGACGUCGGGGAAACUAUUCUGUAUUGGAAAAAUUGCAGUUGCCCCUGUGGUUUACGAACAUGACUCGGAGGGGAGAGAUCAUGACGUCCUACUCAAUCAUCACAGUCACAGUUUUGGCGAUGACACUUUUAAUGUGCUCGGGGAUCAGUGCCCUGAGAGAAGAAUUUUACUCCACCAGCUGCCCCAUUUACAAGAAGAUGCAAGAGCUCGUAGUCGACGAAGAAGAUCUGCCUGCCUACAUCCUCCGUCUUUUCUUCCACGACUGCUUCGUUCGCGGAUGUGAUGCGUCCGUGCUUUUAGCUGGAUUAGGAACGGAAAGAACAGCCGCUCCCAACGCUCGCCUUGACGGCUUUGACGCUCUGGAAGUUAUCAAGGCAAAAUUGAGAAGGUAUGCCCUCGCACCGUUUCGUGCGCCGAUAUCCUGACAUACGCAGCCCGUGACAGUGUGAGACUGAGCGGAGGGCCAUUCUACACAGUCGCAGCUGGACGCCGCGACGGAGUUGUCUCGAAAGCAUCGGAAGCGGUCGCUGCGUUACCCAGGACCAAAAUGAAUGUGGACCAGCUGAAGGCCAACUUCGCCAGUAACGGGCUGGAUCUAGACGACAUGAUCACUCUGUCCGGCGCUCACACACUCGGGGAGACUGCAUGCGUCCAUCUCGACGACCGAAUCUACAAGUACCCUAGUCCAUCAGGCGUCGACCCCAACAUCCCCAAAGACUUCUUGGACAAGUUGAAGAAGAAAUGUGACAAGCCUGGUCUAACGAAGAAGAAGUUCGAUCUCGACACGAGCACCAGUGCCAAAUUCGACGGCAAGUACUACUCCAACCUGAUGAGCAGAAGGGGCACUCUACAGUCGGAUCAGGUACUGUACGACGACGCCAGGACUCGGUACGCGGUAACUUAGAACGCCAACAACGGAAAAUUCUUCGCCAAAUUUGGACCUGCCAUGCAGAGGUUGGGCAAUAUCAAGCCCCUCGAGGGGUCUGAAGGUCAGAUCCGUCUCCGGUGCAGCUACGUGAACUCAGCUCCUGCUUCAUGAUAGACGCUGGAUGUAGGCGGUAUGCGUAUACGGUGAAACCGUGUGCAUAUAUCUGAUCCAGGCGUGUGUCCAAGCAGGACACCUUGAAAAGGCUUUUGACUAUUUUAGCAAAAUGAAAGCUGCGGGUGUGCGACCAAACGCAGUCACAUACAACAGCUUGCUGCGAAGACAUCGAAACUAUGGGACACUCCCUGAAGUGCAACGCGCACUAGCUUUGUACGAAGAAAUGCGCGAGGCAGGCCACGUGCCGAAUGACUUUAUACUUCAGGAGCUAAUCAAGGAGUGGGUUGAAGGCCUGUCCAAUCCGUCGAGUUUUGUAGCUUCUGGUGAUGCCGGCUUGAUGAAAUUCUCAGAAGCAGUGCUUCAGAAAGUGGCUGUUGAUGCGAGGAGAGAAGCCGAGGACAACAGGCACAUGACCAUAGACUUGCAUGGCUUAACCAAAGGUGAGGCUCGGGCAGCUGUGUUAGUUGUGCUUCGAGCUAUCAAGGAGCGCUACCUGCAUGGCAUUCCUGUAGAGGAUGAUUUGAUAAUCAUCACAGGGAUCGGCAACCACAGCGAGACGAAGGGCAAGUCAGUUCUGCGGGAUGUUGUCCUUGGCAUUUUGCAGAAAGAACUUGGCCUCACUGUUGUCUCAGUUCUGUCAGACGCUCCGGAUCGUCAAGUUUCUGGUUUGCAGGUUGCAAGAAGUAGUGGAGAUACCAGUAGUGCAGAGGACGAGGAGCUGCGAAAACCCCUGAGUGAAACACUUGAGCCUAGGAAGCCAUCCAGAAUAAUCAACUCAGGUGGACUGAAAUUGUUUAUCUAUUUCAACUAUCAAAAUUUGAAAUAAAAAUAUUUGAAGAGUUUUAGAUGCAAA
Molecule: messenger RNA, 2019 nt
Organism: Physcomitrium patens
Lineage: Eukaryota; Viridiplantae; Streptophyta; Bryopsida; Funariales; Funariaceae
Source: RefSeq, a predicted model, not a curated record